Messenger RNA from Cuscuta campestris, 769 nucleotides. The record is from the annotation of a GenBank genome assembly. NCBI's taxonomy places the organism in Eukaryota, Viridiplantae, Streptophyta, Magnoliopsida, Solanales, Convolvulaceae.
CCUCAAAUUAAUUUGUAGUUUUUCCGUCCAAAAACACAUGUACCCAUACGUUCUUAUGUUAUGUUGUACGCAGCUUUUCCAGUGGCAAACUACCCUUACGGCGUUCGUUCUUCCUCUGUAUUAGGGUGACUAUCAUCCGCGUCAAUUCUCUUCCUCUUGUCCAGCACCUCGUCUCCCCGACGAAGUAAGUGUAAUUGCCGCCUGUCCCUCAGCAAUCGAUUAGAAUCGUUGUGCGAUUGGAAUUGCCAGCAUAAUCAACCUUGGAUUUACGGAAUUCCUGGCGAUGCAUCAGGAAGUCAGCAAACAAAAUUGUAAUAACAAACUAAUUAUAGCAAGUAUGCAGAUUUGCAGGUAUGAAUGAAACGUUUUUCCUGAUUCCUCUUCUUCUAUCUAUGGUCCCUUCCCUUAAUAACCCCCGCCCAAUUAUUUCAGCAAAGACGUUCAUUUUUCAGAGAAUUCUAAAGGAGCUAUUUAUAUUCAAUUUUGGGAGAUGGGACGAGGCACCCUCUCUAAGAUUCCUCUUAUGUACGGCCAAACCUGCAACAGCUUGGAGAAUCAUUCUUCAGAUUAUGGGUUACAAGAUUUACACUUACGAAAUUCAUUCAAGUUAUGCGGCAAGGAUUGAGAAUUACUGAAGCUAUGACACAAUUAGCAAAGAUAUUAUUCAGAGAUGGACCUAUCCAUUGGUGCCUGAUGUCCCUUUCUUUGGAAAUUCUGCUUCUAAACUUGAAAGGCGUGGAAUGUAUCCCGCAUCAGGUUUGAAUAUCGG